Molecule: messenger RNA, 3384 nt
Organism: Carica papaya (papaya)
Lineage: Eukaryota; Viridiplantae; Streptophyta; Magnoliopsida; Brassicales; Caricaceae
Product: nucleolar-like protein
Biological process (GO): maturation of SSU-rRNA
Cellular component (GO): small-subunit processome; Noc4p-Nop14p complex; nucleolus
Source: RefSeq, a predicted model, not a curated record
GAAGCUCUGGCUUCUAGGGCUUCUGGCUUUUGAAAAGAAGAGGAGGAAGCAGGUUCUGUGGCAGCUGUGGAGAAGAAAGAAGCUGUCGACGCGCGAAGAAGAAAGCUAGAAAGAAAAGAGGGAGAAAGAAGCGUUCGGCCUAAGAGGGAGAAGAGUCGCGAGUGAAAAUCAGAAUUAAGAAGGGAGAAAAAUCUGAGAGAUUUGAGGAAAGUAGUGUUCAAAAGAGGAGAAACAGUGAAAAAGAAAAUAAGUAGUACGUGAAGAAGAAAGCUAGAAAGAAAAGAUUUGAACCCGUUUGUUUCGAAUCCUCAGCGAAGCUCUCUCCAUGGCAAAGGGGAAUCCCAAAACGUCCAAAAAGAAGACGAAGAGGAGCUUCAAAAAAUCUGGCCCCGAUGCCGUUGCCAUGAAGCACAAAACAUCCCAGCCCAACCCCUUCGAGACGAUUUGGUCUAAUCGCAAAUUCGACAUCCUCGGAAAGAAGAGAAAGGGCGAGGAGCGCCGCAUCGGACUUGCUCGUUCUUGUGCCAUUGAAAAGAGGAAGAAGACGUUGUUGAAGGAGUAUGAGCAGAGCAACAAAGCCUCGGUGUUUGUGGAUAAGCGAAUUGGAGAGCGAAAUGACGAGUUGGGGGAGUUCGAUAAAGCUAUUAUGCGUUCGCAGCGAGAGCGUCAGUUGAAACUAGGGAAAAAGAACAAAUACAACUUAUCUGAUGGAGAAGAGGAGGAUUUUGAAGGUGUGGGUCUUGGGGACAGGGAUGAUUUUGACGCCAGUGUGCUGUCAGAUGACGAUAUUGAUGAGGAUAGUGAAGCAGCUAAAACUAGCAUGUCAUCUGUCUUAAGGCAACUUAACGCGCAUGGGUCACAGAAUUCCUUGGAAACAGGUUUUGAAGGGGAGGAAAAUAAACAGAAAACCAAAAAAGAAGUAAUGGAAGAGAUUAUCAUGAAGAGUAAACUUGGAAAGAUGGAAAAAGCAAAAAAGAAGGAAGAAAAUGAACAGUUGAUGGAUGAAUUGGAUAAAAGUUUCACGUCUUUAGUGCAGUCUAAAGUGCUAUUAUCAUUGACUGAACCAGGCAAGAUGAGUGCGUUAAAAGCUCUUGUGAACAAGGUCACACCUAAUGAAGAUGUGAAGAAGGAUGAGUUACCUGUCACUCAGAGAACGGAAAAUUUUAAGCAGGAACAACCUGAUUCUUAUGACAAACUUGUCAGAGAGAUGGCACUGGAUAUGCGUGCUCGCCCAUCAGACAGGACAAAGACUCCUGAAGAAAUUGCCCAGGAGGAGAGAGAAAGAUUAGAAAAAUUAGAGGAAGAACGUAAGAAGCGGAUGCAUGCACCUGAUGACUUCAGUGAUGAGGAUGAUGAAAAUAUUGAGAAACAGUCUGCCCAGAAGCCAAGGAUAAUUUCUGGGGAUGAUCUUGGUGAUUCUUUUACACUUGAAGAAGAGACCGGGACUAAAAAGGGCUGGGUUGAUGAAAUACUGGAAAGAGAUGUGGAAAAUUCUGAGAGUGAAGAUGAUGAUGGUUCUUCUGACAAUUCAAGAAGUUCUGAUGGUGACGGUGAGAAUGAAGGAUCUGAAGAUAGUGCUGAUGAACAGGAAAGAACUUUUUCUUUGAAGGAUUGGGAACAAAGUGAUGAUGAUGAUGAUGUAGGUACAAAAUUGGAAGAUGAAGAAGAAGAAGAGGAUCAUGAUGAUGAUAAUGCUGAUGAAGAGGAGAAAGAUCUGGAGCCAAGAGUUCAUAAGAGGUUAAAGACUAAUGAUGCUGCUGAAACUGGAAAAGAAGCUGUAAAAUCUUUGGGUGAGAGGGACAAGAAAAAAAUUAAUGAACAUCCAACGGACAUUCCUUUCCUUAUUGAUGCUCCAAAGAGCUUGGAAGAACUGUAUGCAUUGAUUGAAAAUUGUUCUAAUGCCAAUGUUAUUUUGGUGAUCAAUCGAAUUCGCGUAAGCAAUGCAAUUAAGCUUGCUGCAGAAAAUCGGAAGAAAAUGCAGGUAUUUUAUGGUGUGCUAUUGCAGUAUUUUGCUGUUUCAGCAAAUAAAAUGCCCUUGAAUUUUGAGUUGUUGAAUUUGCUGGUCAAGCCAUUAAUGGAGAUGAGUAUGGAGAUCCCAUAUUUUGCUGCAAUAUGUGCUCGUCAGAGACUUUUGUUGACUCGAACACAAUUCUGUGAGGCUAUCAAGAACCCAGAUAAUGGAUGUUGGCCAUCCUUGAAGACUCUGUUUCUCUUGAGACUGUGGUCCAUGAUUUUUCCAUGCUCUGAUUUCCGUCAUGUUGUCAUGACCCCAGCAAUAACUUUGAUGUGUGAAUAUUUAAUGCGAUGUCCCAUCUUAUCUGGCAGGGAUAUUGCUAUUGGUUCUUUCCUAUGUUCAAUGCUUCUCUCAAUUACUAAACAAUCUAAGAAGUUCUGUCCAGAGGCUAUAUUGUUUCUCCGAACUCUGUUGAUGGCAGCUACAAACAGAAAAGCAGCAUCAAAUCAGGAAUCUGAGUUUUAUCAUCUUAUGGAGUUAAGAGCCCUAAGGCCCUUGCUGUGCAUACAUGGCCAUGUAGAUGACAUUAGUCCUUUGAAUUUCUUGGUGGUGAUGGAUAUGUCGGAGGACUCCCCUUUUUUCAGCUCUGAUAAUUUCAGGGCUAGCAUGCUACUAACCGUAAUUGAAACUCUGCGAGGGUUUGCUGAAACAUAUGAAGGAUUGAGUUCCUUUCCUGAAAUCUUCUUGCCAAUUUCAACUUUGUUACUUGAAGUGACACAACAGGAGAACAUGCCACAAACACUCCAAGUUAAACUUAAGGACGUUGCUCAACUUAUCGAGAAAAAAGCUGGCGAACAUCACAUGUUACGGCAACCACUUCAGAUGCGGAAGCAAAAGCCAGUGCCUAUCAAAUUAGUUAAUCCUAAAUUUGAAGAGAACUUUGUUAAGGGUAGAGAUUAUGAUCCAGAUCGUGAACGAGCAGAGGCAAGAAAGUUGAAGAAACUGAUUAAAAAGGAGGCUAAAGGUGCAGCUCGUGAGUUGCGCAAGGACAAUUAUUUCCUAUAUGAGGUAAAAGAAAGAGAAAAAAGCAAACAUGAGGAAGAAAGAGCAGAAAAAUAUGGAAAAGCUCUUGCUUUCCUCCAAGAACAGGAACAUGGUUUCAAAUCUGGGCAAUUGGGAAAAGGCAGGAAAAGGAGGAAAUGAAAUUGAAGUAUCGUGUCUGGUUAGGUUUGCUUCUAGUGUGGUAUUCCUUGAAUGGUGGAAGUGGCAAGGCAAAUAGUAGAAAUUACCAACCACCAGCCAUCCGUGUAGAAUUUUUUCGGGGCAAAUUUUGUUCGAGCUUUUAUUCCCUAAAGAUCCCUUGUCUCUGUUAUUCUAAUCUUACACGCCAAAAUUUGAGUUCAUCUAUAUGUAUAUAUAUAUUUUUGUUA